Molecule: messenger RNA, 909 nt
Organism: Dioscorea cayenensis subsp. rotundata (Guinea yam)
Lineage: Eukaryota; Viridiplantae; Streptophyta; Magnoliopsida; Dioscoreales; Dioscoreaceae
Exons: 2
Coding region: 1-909 (302 amino acids)
Source: RefSeq, a predicted model, not a curated record
AUGUCAACUCCAAUUGAGGGGUCAGAUCGCGCGAGUGACAGGGUUUCUUCAAGGUCAACCGCAAGCAAGCGCGGGACCCCUAACAAGAGAUGGAAACCCGACUAUGAUAAUUUCCUGAUUCCACUCCUGGUGGAGCAAGCUCGAAAGGGACUCAAGUGUGAUAAGUCUUUCAAACGAGCAGCGUUUGCCUUUGCUGCCGUACAAGUCAAUGCUAGGUUUGGUACAACUUUCACUGCCGAGAACGUGGAGAAUCACUACAGGACAUUGAAAGCACGUUAUGGCGAGAUAAAAAAGGCAAAGGAUUUGAGUGGUGCAGGGUGGGAUGAUGCAACCAAGACUAUCACACUCGACCCUGUUGUAGCGUUCACAUACACAGAGGCACACCCUGCUGCAAGGGCCUUCAUCAACAAACCAAUUGAAAAUUAUGAAAACUUGAGGAUCAUUUGCGGUGAUGAUUAUGCAACAGGGUACUAUGCGACAUCCAUGUUUUCUGAAUUUGAGGUACCCUCGGAACAUGAGGACGACAACCCUGACAAUGGUGACUCUCCCCCAAUGGACCAUGGCAGCGAUGAGGAUUGCGAUGUUCAUUCUGCUCCACCUAUUGUUAACAGUCCUGCCACUUCAUCCACCCCAAGAUCACAGCGUUCAAAUAGGGGUCCGAAAAAUAAUAGCAUGAUGGGUGACCUACUUGUUGUCGUUGGUGAGAUGGCUGAUGCAAUCAAGAACCCAACCCAUUGGACUGAAACUUUAUAUACAAAGGUCAUGGAGGUCGAGGGUUUUGAUGAGCAGGUGUUGGUUGAUGUUUUUGACUAUCUUCGGGCGCGCGAAGAUGAAGCCAGGGGAUUUAUGCCGAAGAAAAUGGCGUUGCGCGUUGAUUGGAUCGAGAAAUACCUGUCUCAGAUGGAGUGA